Oppiella nova is the source of this 387-nucleotide messenger RNA. Lineage: Eukaryota; Metazoa; Arthropoda; Arachnida; Sarcoptiformes; Oppiidae. The record is from the annotation of a GenBank genome assembly.
UAUGGCCACUCAUUUCAUUUGGCCGAUAAGACUAAGCACGGAGUGGGCGCUCCUAUUACGGGGGCCGGACAUACGGAUGGGGUAUUCAAACACGUGUGUGAGCUCGUGAAAAGGGAGGGCUGGACCAAGGAGCAAAGUGACCAUGGUCAUGAUCCCAUUGCCUAUAAGGAUGAUGAGUGGAUAGGCUAUGAUGAUCCAUACGCUGCCUACGACAAAAGCAAGUGGGUUAAGGACAAUGGCUAUGGUGGUAUUAUAAUCUGGGAGAUAAGCCAGGACGAUUACCAGAAACAGUGCUGUUCAGUGGCUAACCCUUUGUUACGGGCCCUUAAUCACGGUCUGUAUGGCACGGGUCAGGCACCGGACACUUAUGGUUGUGAACACAAAUAA